Molecule: messenger RNA, 1994 nt
Organism: Penaeus monodon (black tiger shrimp)
Lineage: Eukaryota; Metazoa; Arthropoda; Malacostraca; Decapoda; Penaeidae
Product: chymotrypsinogen A-like
Biological process (GO): proteolysis
Molecular function (GO): serine-type endopeptidase activity
Source: RefSeq, a predicted model, not a curated record
GGGGGGAAAACCAAACCAAACAAGAUGAUGAGGUGGUUGCUUCUGCUAGCUUGUUUGACGUCGGUCUUUGGGGGUCGAGCAAGUUUCCAAGUCGCUAGUGAGAAAAGUGCCGUAAAUUCUAGCGGUAGUGGGGAUCAUUCGCAGGAACUCGGCGAAAUACUGAGGAAAUGUCGCAGGGAGAACCCAGACUCCUCCCUAAGGACACUGACGCAAUGCCUCAGGAAGCAUGGCGUUCUUUCNNAAUCACAAGCAGCAAAAUGCGGAAAAUCCUACAAGCUGAAGAAGGGAGCCAAGAAGACCUUCCGAAUCAAAGGAAAGGAGGACUUUUGCGAAGCUUAUUUUGAGCCAAAGGGAAAUGCAAAGCUGGAAUUGGUUUGCCAAAAGUUCGAUCUCUCGGAUUGCGAUAAAGAAUCCUUUACCGUUAUUGACCAAGACUCCACGGACAAAUAUUGCAAUAAAGGUCCUAGCAAGAGAAAGGGGAUGGACUACCUGUAUCUUACGUACACGAAAUCUGACGACGUCAAAGUGAACCCAAAUAUCUUGUGUACCGUCAAAGGCGUCAAAGCUUCCGGCGGAGGAGGGAGCAGUAGUGCAACACAGGCACCAGGAUGUAAAGACGUGUGUGGGAAGGCUUCAAAUAAUGCUGGGGCGUCAAAGAUUGUGGGCGGGGAAGCAUCGGAUCCCGGAGAAUACCCCUGGAUGGUUUAUCUGAAUGUCAUUGAUGGUUUGUUAGCCUACCUCUGCGGUGGGUCCAUCAUCACGUCAACUCACAUUAUAACGGCAGCCCACUGUGUCAAUUACGAUAGUCCGGAGAUAAUAGUGGUAGCAGGCGAGCACAAUGUAGAAAAAGAUGACGAAACUAUCACACAAACCAUUCCUGCUAAGAAAUUCACCAUACAUCCGAAGUUCAACCCAGAUACCAUGGUCAACGACAUAGCCAUAAUCACACUGAAAUCGUCUCUGAAAUGGACCAACAACGUCGGACCCAUUUGCCUGCCACCUGAUAAUACCUUCGAAAACAGGGAGGCAGUCAUAAUAGGAUGGGGGUUGUUAGACUACCCGGGGUCAUCGUUUCCGGAUGAAUUACAAGAAGCCGGAGUCACUGUGUUCGACCAUAAGAAGUGUAAGAGAAUUUAUGCUCUCUCGAACUUCCCCGUCACUAAUAAACAUAUUUGCGCUGCCGAUCCUGGAAAGGACUCUUGUAGGGGCGAUUCUGGGGGUCCCUUGAUGACGAAAGAAAACGGGGUAUGGGUGCUGCUUGGCCUGUCAAGUUUCAGCCCAUUGGAAUGUGCUACAGAAGGGGUCCCUGGCGUGUACACUCGCGUCACUUCCUACAGUAAAUGGAUACUCGGUAAGAUCUCCUCCGGAUCUUGUUAGUGCGGAUUGGAGAUGCAUCGUGACUUAGGAGACGAAAAUGUAAACCUCUUUUUGAUUUUCUUUUUGUCAGAUAAAAACAGGAAUGGAACUCGCUUCAGACAGAUUAUAUACCACUAUUUCUGUUGUUUUCUCACUUAUCACGGCCGAAUGCGAUACUAUUAUUAUCACUUUCGCUGGCUCAUUUUCUGCUGAAUCAUUUAGCUCAAAUCAUAAAGCCAUCAUUGAUAAUUACUAUAGUAAUGGCAAACAAAUUACAUUUUGAAACGAUUUGAAACGAUGAUAUGAAGAGUAUUCAACAUAAAAUUGGUAAAACUUUUUUUUUUUUAUUAUUAUUAACAAAGUACAAAAUAAUAGUUGCCUGUUUGUUUAGAUUUGUGAGUUAUCAGCUAAUAUACCUCUUAUUAGCUGACUGCCCGCUACAAAGGGGAAAAUUCCAAGUGUGACACUGCUUUUACAGGGAUUUGAGCAAAACAGGUUGUAAAUAUAAACUGAUUUUGCGUUUAAAAAACCACUGCCAUAAUGCCUCGAAUUUAUUUCAAUUUUACCUCUGCGUUCCAAAUAAGGAAGCCCAUUUUACCUGCUCUUCAACCCUAUCAUUUGUAAGAGCAUCUUGGCUU